Eucalyptus grandis is the source of this 552-nucleotide messenger RNA. RefSeq names its product basic form of pathogenesis-related protein 1. The transcript has a single exon. Gene Ontology annotation, cellular component: extracellular region. The record is from RefSeq and is a predicted model, not a curated record. Bases 4 to 480 code for a protein of 158 amino acids. NCBI's taxonomy places the organism in Eukaryota, Viridiplantae, Streptophyta, Magnoliopsida, Myrtales, Myrtaceae.
AUCAUGAAUUCUCUAACCAUCAUCAUCUCUCUUGUCUCUAUUUCUCUCUUUCAACCGACUCAUGCCCAAAACACACCCCAAGACUAUCUCAACUCUCACAAUGCUGCUCGACAGCAAGUUGGCAUGGCGAACAUGACAUGGGACAACACGCUUGCUGCCUAUGCCCAAAGCUAUGCGAACCAACGAGUCAGCGACUGCGGCCUCAUGCACUCCAAUGGACCUUAUGGCGAGAACCUUGCCAAGGGCACUGGCACGUUCACUGGCACCUACGCCGUCAGUUUGUGGGUCACAGAGAAGCAAAACUACAAUUACAACACCAACACCUACGCAAGCGGGUGCGAUUGCUUGCACUACACUCAAAUGGUUUGGUGUGACUCAGUUCGAGUCGGGUGUGCUAAGGUUCAGUGUAACAAUGGGUGGUGGUACGUUGUGUGCAACUACGAUCCUCCAGGCAACUAUGAAGGAGAACUUCCAUACUAGGAAAGGCUUUUAGAGUGACAAGCUUACCUAUGGCCUAUUGUUAUAUGCGUCAUGGGCGUGACAUAAAAAAUA